This is a messenger RNA of Diaporthe citri, 1482 nucleotides long. RefSeq lists its product as uncharacterized. Bases 1 to 1482 code for a protein of 493 amino acids. The record is from RefSeq and is a predicted model, not a curated record. Lineage: Eukaryota; Fungi; Ascomycota; Sordariomycetes; Diaporthales; Diaporthaceae. Gene Ontology annotation, molecular function: protein binding. The transcript is spliced from 2 exons. Gene Ontology annotation, cellular component: U5 snRNP.
AUGUCCUCCAGAUACGCAGCUGCCCGCCCUAAGCGCGCGGGCGAGUCCUUUGCGCGCGCCCACCACGGCGAGCAGCGCGCCGGCGGCCCAGACGACGACCACGACGGGCCUUCGUCUUCCAAGCGGGUCAAGUUCGACGUGCGGAACCCCUCUGCUCUCGCCCCCGAUUCCCGCGACAACGAUGACGCCGACGCCGACGAUGCCGCGGUCCUCGACGCCGACGUUAUCGGCAAGGGCCCCGGCGCCACAAAGCGCGGCGCUGUCAACAUUGACGGCUACGACAGCGACUCCGAGAACGAGACCUUUGACGACCGCGCCGAGCGGAGGGGCGCUAGGGGUGCCAACGGCGGCGGCGACGUCGACAUUGCGGACAAGCUGGACAACUACGACAGGAAUCUACGCAACGGGGACGCGGGUGCGCAAGGGCCAGGGAACGGGGGCGACGGAGACGAGGACGAGGACGAGGACAUGUUCGCCGCUGAUGACGACGACGCGGACGAGCAGGACACCAACGACCCGGCCGCACCGCGCACCACGUCCAGGGGCAAGAAGGGCAAGGAGGUCCGCUUCCUGGACGCGCAAAAGAUCGAGGGCCAGGAGAGCACGAGCAAGAGCGGCGGGCACAUCCACCUCGACGAGCAGAACGCCAGCAGCGACGACGAGGAGGACGUCGAGCUGGCCAUCCAGGAGGAGGGCGUCGACGAGGAGAUCGGCAUGGGGGGCCUGAAGCGCAACGCCCCCAAGAUCGACGCCUUCAACAUGAAGAACGAGCAGGAGGAGGGCGCCUUCGACGAGGCCGGAAACUUCAUCCGCAAGGCCGUCGACCCGGACGCCGUGCACGACCGCUGGCUGGAUGGGGUGUCCAAGAAGGAGAUGAAGAGGGCCCGCGAGGCCCACGAGAAGCGCGAGGCGGAGCUGCGGGCCGCGAGGAAGGAGGACGACAGCCUUCUCACUCAGGAUCUGCUGCGGUCGCUGGUCCUGCACCUCGAGAGGGGCGAGACGCCCAUCGAGGCGCUGGCCCGGCUGGGCCGGGCGCGGAAGAGCGAGCCGAAGAAGGUGCCCAAGUGGAAGCGGAAAAAGCUCAAGGGCAGGGAGAGCAAGGACGGCGGCGACGCGGACGCCAUGGACGUGGACCACGGCAAGGAGCCCGAAGACCCUGCGCAGGCCCGGAUCAAGGAGGCCAUCAACGUCAUCACCGAGGCGGCAGACAAGCUGCUCGCCAGGGAGUACGCAGAUGUUUACGAGACGGAGAGGGAGCUGCUCGUGAGGGAGUGGCAGGACGAGGCGGGCGAGCGGUGGAGGGAGCCCACGCCUACUGCCGAGGCGACCACCAGCGGCGGGCGGCAGCACUGCGGGCGCAGCCAACAUGGACCCUACGACGGCCCGACGAUGAAGGCCUGGCAAGACGCAGGCUACUUCGAGGGUGUCGAGUUCCGCGCAGUGGGCGAGGACACCUGGGAUCGAUUAGCAGAGUUCGUGUGA